UUUCGCACUACACCUCUCGUUGAUAUUCGGCUGCUCUCCUGAAGCUUUUUAGUUUCAGGGUUUUGUCGCCCAGCCUUCCUCUCUUUCUCUCUCAAUUCUUUAAACAAUUAUGGGAGGCAGUCCAGCUCCAUUUUCAGACAUUGGCAAGAAAGCGAAAGACCUUCUUACCAAGGACUACAACUUCGACCAAAAGUUUACCCUGUCUGUGGUUGGCUCUAGUGGGCUGGGACUUACAGCUAAUGGUUUGAAGAAAGACCAGAUUUUUGUUGGUGAUAUAAAUACCCUAUACAAGAGCAGAAACACCACCGUGGAUGUUAAAGUUGAUACAUAUUCUAAUGUGUCUACCAAAAUUACUCAAACUGAUAUCUUGCCAAAGACCAAAGUAGCAUGUAGCUUCAAAAUCCCUGAUCACAAAUCUGGCAAGCUGGAUGUGAAGUACCUUCAUCCCCAUGCAGCUAUUGAUUCCAGCAUAGGCCUUAACCCGGCCCCUCUUUUAGAGUUAUCAGCAACGAUUGGAAGUAAGGAUCUUAGUUUGGGUGGUGAAAUUGGAUUUGACACAGCAUCUUCUUUGUUGACCAAAUACAAUGCUGGGAUCAGCUUCAACAAGCCAGAUUACUCUGCGGCCCUUCUGCUGACUGACAAGGGCCAGACUUUGAAGGCAACUUACAUUCAUGCUGUAGAUUCUACCAGUGGCACUACAGUUGCUGCCGAACUUACCCAUAAAUUUUCUACGUUGGAGAAUAGCUUAACGUUUGGAAGUUCCCAUUCAAUUGAUCCACAUACUGUGGUGAAAACACGCUUCUCUGACAGUGGAAAGACUGCCUUAUUAUGGCAGCGUGAAUGGAGACCGAAGUCACUAAUUACUUUCUCGGGAGAGUAUGACUCAAAGGCGAGUAGUGCAGCCCCAAAAUUUGGUCUUGCCCUUGCGCUCAAGCCUUGAUAUGUGCAACAACUGGCUUGAUAGUGUUCUGCACUUGAUACGUUUGAUCUUGUUACAUUUCCCACCCCAAAGGCGAGGGUAUCGGUUUUAGCCAAAUUAGUGGAAGAACUAAAAUUUGGUGUAGUGAUAAAUGUUCUACAGCAUUGUUGGGUAAAUUGGACCCAAUUUUGGAAAAUUUUAUAUUCAUAACAUUCAUUGUCUCACAGUUUCACAAUAACAAUCUGCUUUGCAGUGUAUUUUACUUAAUAAA
Messenger RNA from Argentina anserina (silverweed cinquefoil), 1190 nucleotides. Its product is annotated as mitochondrial outer membrane protein porin 4. The transcript is spliced from 7 exons. The record is from RefSeq and is a predicted model, not a curated record. NCBI's taxonomy places the organism in Eukaryota, Viridiplantae, Streptophyta, Magnoliopsida, Rosales, Rosaceae. Gene Ontology annotation, cellular component: mitochondrial outer membrane. Gene Ontology annotation, biological process: monoatomic anion transmembrane transport. Bases 110 to 940 code for a protein of 276 amino acids. Gene Ontology annotation, molecular function: voltage-gated monoatomic anion channel activity.